GCCCUCAGCUUUGAUAAUUUCUCUCAGCUGACAGUCAUGUGAAUGUGAGUCUCAGAGGAAGGAUAGUUACUGGUCUUUUUUCUCAAAAAAUAUCAAGACCUGUACCUGGUGUGAUGGGAGGAGCCUCAGGUCAUCGUUAAUGAUUCAACACCAGAGCUGCUGAGAUUGACAGAUAGAGAAAAAGAUUGAGAGUGAGAAAGAGACAGAAAGAGAGAGAGAGAGCUGGAGAGAAGUAAAAAUAGUUAAAAAAAAAAAACAGAAAAAAGAAGAAGCUGAGGAGCAGACAUGGGGAUGUGAGCUGGGGGAAAGUGUGCAGCAGCAGAAGUAAUGCUAGAGAGGUUGCAGACUACAUCUGCUCAGGUGUGUCUGGGGGUCAAGCAGGUCUCAGAUAGUGAACACACGGCGUCUCUGCAGCUGAAAGUAGAUCUUGGAAGCAGUUCAGGGUGAAUAUUCGGCUCCUGUGAUCCAUGCGGCCUUUAUAGGCUGGACACACGUUCAUCUACUCAACUGAUCCACACACAGCCUGCAGUCAUGGAGAAGCAGCUAGAGGAGCUGAAGCAGCAGCUAGAAAAGCAGUGCAUGAUCAACAAGGAGCUGCAGAGGCAAAACAAAUACCUGGAACAACGAUUACAGGAGAAAGAAAAACUCUUACAGGAGCUGCACACUCAAUAUCAUGAUCUAGAGUUUCCCUCUCAAAGCGGUAAUGAGAUUGAACCUGAGGUCAGGAAGAGCCGUGCGGCUGUCAUUGCCUCCGAACCAAUCCCUGAGACCCUGGAGAUUACAGGCAUGAGGGUCAAGAAAACUGUCAGCGAAACGAAUCUGAUCGUCAAAGCAAUCCAGAAGAAUGACUUCCUGAGCCGCCUCGAUGAUGAGCAAACAGCCAUGAUGGUGGAUCUCUUAGCGGUGUCUAACUUCAAACCAGGAGAAGACGUCAUUAAAGAGGGCACUGAAGGAGACAGCAUGUACAUAGUAGCAGCUGGUGAGCUCCUGGUCACUCAGGCAGGCCGGAACCUCCGCAGCCUCAACACUGGUGACGUGUUUGGAGAGCUCGCCAUCUUGUACAACUGCAAACGGACAGCAACAGUCAAAGCGAAGACAGUGGUGCGUGUGUGGUGCAUGGAGCGACAGACCUACAGAACCAUCAUAACCAACAAGUCCAAGAAGAAACGAGAACAGCUCAUGGGCUUCCUGAAGACGUCUCGUACUCUGAAGGACCUGAAUGAUGUUCAGUUAUCCCAAAUCAUUGACUCCAUGGAGGAGGUGAAGUACCAGGACAAAGACGUUAUAGUUCGAGAAGGAACAGAAGCAAACACGUUCUACAUCAUCCUCAAAGGAGAGGUCCUGGUGACCAAGAACGUGAAUGGGCAUCAGAAGCAGAUCCGUAGGAUGGGAAAAGGGGAGCAUUUCGGGGAACAGGCCCUUAUACGGGAAGUCCUGAGAACAGCGACCUGCAGCGCUGACGGCCCUGUUACCUGCUUCUCCAUUGACAAAGAGGUGUUUGAAGAGACAAUUCCCAUAGAGCACCUGGAGCUGUUUGACGACUCCAAAGUGCUGCAGGAGGCCCAGGCUCAAGAAAAGUCCAGUUCUGUGUCUGGCUCGGAAAGUCCCAGCUCCACUCUGAGGUUUAAGGACCUGGUCCCCAUGCUGUACCAGGAGGGCCGCCAUCAGGGAGAUCCUGUCACAUUGGGAGUCGGAGGGUUCGGGCGUGUUGAGCUGAUGACCACGGUGAACCAUGGGAAAUAUUACGCCAUGAAGCGAGUCAGCAAGAAGCAUAUUGUUGCAAAGAGACAGGAGGAGCACAUGUUGUUUGAGAAGAAGAUCCUGAAAGCGAUCCAGUGUGACUUCAUCGUCAGACUUCAUGCAGCUUUUAAAGACACACGAUACAUCUACAUGGUCAUGGAGUUCUGUGUUGGAGGAGAGAUCUGGACCAAACUCAAAGAAGUCGGGCGCUUUGAUGAGCCCAUCGCUGUGUUCUGCACGGCCUGCGUGGUGGAGGCCUACGCCUACCUGCACAAGAAGAACAUCAUGUACAGAGACCUGAAGCCAGAGAACCUGAUGCUGGAUGUGAAGGGCUACGUCAAACUGGUGGACUUUGGUUUUGCAAAAGAGUUGGUGCGUGGUGAGAAAACCUACUCAUUUGUGGGUACUCCUGAGUACAUGGCUCCAGAGAUCAUCAAGAACCAGGGACAUGACUUUGCAGUUGACUUCUGGUCUCUUGGCAUCCUGAUCUAUGAAUUACUGGUGGGAAGCCCUCCCUUUUCAAGUUCAGAGCCCCAGAAGAUUUAUGCCAAGAUUCUGGAUGGUGUGCUCAAGUACCCACCUUACCUGAGUGAGGCAGCCAAGUCCAUCAUCAGCAAACUGUGCAGACCUCGGCCAGGUCAAAGGUUAGGAAACACCAAGAAUGGAAUCAAAGAUGUCCGGCAUCACAGGUGGUUCAGCAAUAUGAACUGGCACAAGCUGCGUGUGGGUCAGCUCGACGCCCCCACAGUCCGGCUCAUUCGCAAGGGUCCCUGCUACAUCAACUUUGACCGUUUCCCUCUUGAUCAGACUAAAGCAGAGGAGGAGUUCUCUGGCUGGGACCGUGACUUCUGUUAAAGGAUCAAGUUGCCAAAUCAGACAGUUUAAGAAGAAAUUUGAUGGCAGUUGGAGCUUCAUUUUAAAAACACACAACCAAUUUUAUACUAAUUUGAUUGUUAAAAUAAAAUAAAACUACAGGGAAUCAACUCAUCCACAAUAUAUUUUUUUAAUUUUUUUUAUAAACUUCUCUGUUGCCAUAGAGAGACGCAGCCGUUGAGGUGGCAAAGGGCCAAAAAUAUGAGGUGUUGAGACACAAUGUUGGGACAUUCUGUUUCCAAAGUCAGAGCUGGGAGUUUUAGUGCCUGAUGAAGAAGUGUUAACAACAUCAUCCAUGCAACACUCUUCACUGACUCACUGAUUAGAAUAAAACAUUACAAUCUGUACAAAAGGCCAGCUCAUACCUAACCUGACAAAAUGAUCAAUGUCAUAUCUGUAUUGUACUCCAAAGUUUACGGUUCUUUUGGAUCUAUGUUAACUUUCGAGAUAAAACAUGCUUAUGUGCUUUUUUAUUAUUAUUGUAAACUGUCACUUUAUUGUGAAGGUUUUCCUUUAUUUUGCAAAUCUGUCCACUUUUUGUGUGCAGAUUAUUUUCAGCACCUUGAUUGUAUUUUAAAAAGAUCAUAGACCAUCCUGAGAAAAAAAAUCUACAUGGCUUGAGUUUAGUAAAUAAAAGUGCUCUUAUAUGCUUAAA
This is a messenger RNA of Centropristis striata (black sea bass), 3268 nucleotides long. RefSeq names its product protein kinase cGMP-dependent 3 (gene prkg3). Lineage: Eukaryota; Metazoa; Chordata; Actinopteri; Perciformes; Serranidae. The record is from RefSeq and is a predicted model, not a curated record. Gene Ontology annotation, molecular function: cGMP-dependent protein kinase activity; ATP binding. The coding region runs from base 532 to 2595 and encodes 687 amino acids. The transcript has 23 exons. Gene Ontology annotation, biological process: protein phosphorylation.